Ictalurus furcatus (blue catfish) is the source of this 3387-nucleotide messenger RNA. RefSeq names its product PDZ and LIM domain 5b (gene pdlim5b). Bases 449 to 2308 code for a protein of 619 amino acids. The record is from RefSeq and is a predicted model, not a curated record. Gene Ontology annotation, molecular function: actin binding; muscle alpha-actinin binding. The transcript is spliced from 13 exons. Gene Ontology annotation, biological process: muscle structure development; heart development; actin cytoskeleton organization. Lineage: Eukaryota; Metazoa; Chordata; Actinopteri; Siluriformes; Ictaluridae. Gene Ontology annotation, cellular component: stress fiber; Z disc; adherens junction.
AUCCUCCCCUCUGGUAUGUUUGUGUUUAGACUGCGUUGGAGUUUAACAGGGUUUCUCCUUCACAGCAGCGCCUUUGCUCUGCCAUCGCUCCUAAAAUACUUGACCUGGGUUCACCCGAGGAGGCAUAAAUAGUUCUCGGCCCACCGUCUCGGCCAGCGUUGUAAGUUUAUUUGAGGUAUUUCGAGUUUGUUGUUAGAAUUUGUUUUCAUUUUCGGUCUUUCGUUUCAUUUGUAGCGCAGUUCUGCCGCAUUCUCGAACCUGAUUGGUCAGAAGGUGAUGAACUUCGUCCAGUGGCGGUAGCAGGGCUGUGACCGAGGCUUCUGCAUAAACUUGUUGAUUCUGCGAAGCUUUCAGUUUUAAGUUGGACGAAGUUUGGAACUGCUCGAUCCCUCUCUCACACACACACACACACACACACACAUACGCGCAUCCUGACAACCGGACCACCAUGAGCAGAAGUUACAGCGUGUCCCUGACCGGACCCUCACCCUGGGGCUUCAGACUGCAGGGGGGCAAAGACUUUAGCAUGCCUCUCACCAUCUCCAGAUUGACGGAUGGAGGAAAAGCAGCCAAAGCGAAGAUCAGCGUAGGAGACGUGGUGCUGUCCAUCGACGGCAUCGCGACGGACACCAUGACUCACCUGGAGGCUCAGAACAAGAUCAAAGCCUGCACGGGCAACUUGAGCCUCACCCUGCAGAGAGCGUCCAGUGUUCCCAAAGGCGAAGUUCCCAAGGAAGAAUCACCGGAGAUCAUUAAACCCGUGCCCAUCAGCCACCAACCUCCCCCUGCCCUUAGCGCCAGCCCCACCAACCCUCCCCCAAGUAGUGCCUACAACAAGACGGCCCGCCCCUUUGGAGGAUCAUCUAAUUUCAGAGCAGUCAGCCCGUCUUCCAUUCCUGCAGCACCCAAAGCCUCCAUCCCUUCUGCCUCCUCAGCUUUCACCCCCGCUGCUCCCUCCCAGCAGCCUCCACCACAACCCCCCUUCCCACUGGCCAGCAGCUCCACCUCCCGCACCGUCUCCUCUCUUAACCCUGCCCACAAACCCGGCACCGCUUACUCCCCUUUCUCUCACUCCUCCUCCUCCUCGUCCUCUGGCUCGUCUUCGCCAGCCAGAGUGACAGGCCCCAGCCCCUUAUCUGCUCCUGUUGUCCCACAGCCUUCGGUCUAUAACACGCCAAUCAACCUGUACUCCAAUGAGAACGCAUGCGAGGUGGCUAUGGGCCAGAGGCGCGGCCUACUGGAGCAACAAGGUGGAGUGGAGCCUCAGAAUGGAGUUCCCAGGAAGCCCAUCGCAGAUACGGAGCCGGCGGUGAACCACGGCUCUCACCUGAGCGACGCCAGUAAAAAGCGUCUGAUCGAGGACACCGAGGACUGGCACCCACGCACCGGGACCUCUCAGUCCCGCUCCUUCCGCAUCCUGGCACAGAUCACGGGCACGGAGAACGAACAAGCCCACGAGAGCAGUCCAGGAAAGAAUGAGGCUGUAGAGGACGUCCAUGCGAACACUCAUGCCACGUCCGUGGUUAAAACCAUGACCAAAGUGUCACGGACUGGGAAUGGAGUCCCUCAACCUACCACUGUGACUACCAAGAGCUGGCAGUCUGGAAACACUGCAGGACUUCCUAAAGCAGGUGUGCCAGCAGUGCAUACAGGGCGGGUGACCGGUGGCGUUCAGAAGGGUCCUGACCGCCCCGCGCCCCAGCCUCACCCCAAAGACCAGGAUUCGCUGGUGCAGAGAGCAGAACACAUCCCUGCUGGAACCCGCACUCCCAUGUGUGGUCACUGCAACAUGGUUAUCAGGGGUCCGUUCCUGGUGGCUAUGGGGAAGUCAUGGCACCCGGAGGAGUUUAACUGCGCUCACUGCCGCAGCUCUCUGGCCGAGGUGGGCUUUGUGGAGGAGCGCGGCGCCGUUUACUGCGAGCACUGCUACGAGCAGUUCUUCGCCCCCAGCUGCUGCCGUUGCCAGCAGAAGAUCCUUGGGGAAGUCAUCAAUGCCUUGAAACAAACCUGGCAUGUGUAUUGCUUCCUGUGCACUUCCUGCCAGCAGCCCAUUCGCAACAACACCUUCCACCUCGAGGAUGGACAGCCCUACUGCGAGAGAGACUAUUACAAUCUUUUCGGUACCAGUUGCCAUGGCUGCGACUUCCCUAUCGAGGCAGGGGACAAAUUUCUGGAGGCUCUGGGCUUCACCUGGCACGAUACCUGCUUCGUGUGUUCGGUGUGCAGCACCACUCUAGAGGGUCAGACUUUCUUCUCCAAAAAAGACAAGCCGCUGUGCAAGAAGCACGCACACACUGUCAAAAUCUGAUCUUCGAGAGAAGCAGUCAAUGGGAGGAAUUUAAUUAAAAGAGGUGGGCGGGGGGGGAAACAAAAGCAUUUAGUGUUUAUUAUAUGAGAGUGAUUUCUAAGGUAUUGGUAAAGACGUUACUGGGAACGGUGGUUAGUUCUCCGAUACGCUGAUCGUCGGAGUACGCACCGUAUCCGUACCGUACGUCGCUAGUCUUUAUGUUUUGUGUGUGGAGCUCUAUGAAAUAAAGUAUUGAUGAGAAUCAUGAUGCUCUGGAAGACAGUAAUAUAUCAUUUGCUAUGUGCUUUUAUGUAUUAUCUGUCCUCUUCAACGCACAUAUUGAUGAGUAGCUAUAAAUGUACUGUUCUCAUGGUGUUUCCUCGUCUUUCUGUUGCUCGAGCAUUUACGUAUUAUGAUGUGUUUAAAAAAAAAAACAAACAAACAAAAAAAAAUCUUAUGUAGUCAACAUGACGGUGAAAUCAGUGAGAUGUGGUGUUGUUUUUUUUUUUUUGUUAAUAAUCUGAGCUUCACUGAAACUAAAUUGCAGAGAGUUUUGCUCACGUGUCCUGCACCUUUUCUCACAGGCUUCAGUAAUAAAAGAUGCUUUAUCCGAUCGCCUCUUAGCACGUAGGUGUUGAUUCAGAGCUACGCGUUUGAUCGGCACUCACUGCUCCAUCUCCGCCUCCACCUCCAUCUGCUACUCCCAGGCUCUGGAACAUUUUCCCAGGUAUAUUUAUUAACGCAUUUACAGGGUUCCCGAUUGCUUCGCGCAUAUUUUCACACACUUCCUCUGACUAUAAAGAGGAAAAUUGGUUUAACAGUUAACGGUGAUGUUUUACGUAAAGAUGCAUUUUGGAGCCGUGUGUCGAAUCGCUCGACGGCGCGGACGUCGCUCGUCAGUGUAUUACUUUAGCUACGAUAAACACGUCAUAAUUCUUAAGGUGAAACAUUUUCGUUUUUAUAAGCUCUAAUGUGCACUCUGGUGUUAUGUUGUUGUUGUGUAUUUUUUUUUGUUUUUUUUUUCCCUCUCCAUCUGUUCUGCAAAAGUUUGUCACUUUCCAACUAUGAAACGGGGAAAAUAAACACUGUUCUUAACAAGC